Molecule: messenger RNA, 1640 nt
Organism: Salvia miltiorrhiza (redroot sage)
Lineage: Eukaryota; Viridiplantae; Streptophyta; Magnoliopsida; Lamiales; Lamiaceae
Product: mitogen-activated protein kinase homolog MMK1
Exons: 6
Coding region: 142-1314 (390 amino acids)
Biological process (GO): protein phosphorylation; intracellular signal transduction
Cellular component (GO): nucleus; cytoplasm
Molecular function (GO): ATP binding; MAP kinase activity
Source: RefSeq, a predicted model, not a curated record
CUGACAAGGAGAGAGAAGGAGAGAGAGAAAAUCGGACAUAUAAAUUGUAGAGAUAGAGAGAGAUCAGUAGUGCGCAGCUCGUCUUUCAUAAUUUUCUCUUUUCCCCCUUUUAUAAUUAGUUUUCUACUAACACAGAGAGAGAUGGAGGGUGGGGCUCCGGCGGCGGCGGACACCGUCAUGUCGGAAGCAGAGCCGCAGCAGCAGCCGCAACCUCCGAUGGAUCACAUACCGUCGACGUUCAGCCACGGCGGCCGAUUCAUCCAAUACAAUAUAUUCGGCAACAUCUUCGAGGUCACUGCCAAAUACAAACCCCCAAUCAUGCCUAUCGGGAAAGGGGCAUACGGCAUCGUUUGCUCUGCUUUGAAUGCCGAGACGAAUGAGCACGUGGCCUUGAAGAAGAUAGCGAAUGCGUUUGACAAUAAAAUUGAUGCGAAGAGGACUCUGCGAGAGAUCAAGCUUCUUCGGCACAUGGAUCAUGAAAAUGUGGUUGCCAUCAGAGAUAUAAUUCCACCGCCUCAAAGAGAGGUAUUUAAUGAUGUUUAUAUUGCAUAUGAACUUAUGGACACUGAUCUCCACCAAAUCAUCCGUUCUAAUCAAGCUUUGUCAGAGGAGCAUUGCCAGUAUUUCUUGUAUCAGAUUCUUCGAGGAUUGAAGUAUAUACAUUCAGCAAAUGUUCUCCAUAGGGAUUUAAAGCCUAGCAAUCUUCUUCUUAAUGCAAAUUGUGACCUAAAAAUUUGUGACUUUGGACUGGCACGGGUCACAUCUGAAAGUGACUUCAUGACGGAGUAUGUGGUUACAAGGUGGUAUCGGGCACCAGAGCUAUUGUUAAAUUCAUCUGACUACACUACAGCUAUUGAUGUAUGGUCGGUUGGGUGCAUUUUCAUGGAAUUGAUGGAUCGGAAACCGUUGUUUCCGGGUAGAGAUCAUGUACACCAGUUGCGUCUUUUGAUGGAGCUGAUUGGCACGCCAUCUGAAGCUGAGCUAGGAUUGCUGAAUGAAAAUGCGAAAAGAUACAUUAGGCAGCUCCCCCCUUAUCGCCGGCAAUCAUUUACAGACAAGUUUCCUCAUGUGCACCCCCUUGCCAUUGAUCUCGUCGAGAAGAUGCUGACUUUUGAUCCUAGACAAAGGAUUACAGUUGAAGGUGCAUUGGAGCAUCCGUACCUUAACUCGCUCCACGACAUCAGUGACGAACCUGUUUGUGUGACUCCCUUCAACUUUGACUUCGAACAACAUGCGUUGACGGAGGAGCAGAUGAAGGAGCUCAUCUACCGGGAGGCUCUUGCUUACAAUCCUGAAUAUCAUCAGCCCAUGUGAAAAAAGAAAAUCGUAUGCGAACAAAUUGUUUGUGGAAUUGUUGAGUAGUGUGAUGCCGUGUUGUAUGUGAUAUUGGAUCAGUUUCUUGUAUAUAACAGUCCAUCUUAGAAAGUUGGGCAAAAAAUCUUGAAUUAGAUGUUGAUAUUUAUCUAGACUGCCCUGUGAAAGGGCCGCGGCCGGCGCUAGGGUUUGGGGUCUGUUGUGGUGGUGGUGGUGGUGGUGGUGUUACGGCUAAGGAACAAAAUGACAUGUGUUAAUGGUUGCCUUGUAUCUUUCGUUCAUCUCAACAUUUUCUAACUAUUUGAAUCUUUGGAUUUAUUUUUUUA